Molecule: messenger RNA, 5286 nt
Organism: Cyphellophora europaea CBS 101466
Lineage: Eukaryota; Fungi; Ascomycota; Eurotiomycetes; Chaetothyriales; Cyphellophoraceae
Exons: 2
Coding region: 1-5286 (1761 amino acids)
Cellular component (GO): cell periphery; cell septum; myosin complex
Molecular function (GO): cytoskeletal motor activity; chitin synthase activity; ATP binding
Source: RefSeq, a predicted model, not a curated record
AUGGCGAAUCGUUACUCUACAUACUCGAACACCUCCUCAGCUGUAGGAGGGCCUCGGACAGCCCCUCAGCAUUCCACGCAGGUCUCGACGACAACGCUGUUGAACUCUCUUCACGCCAUCUAUACGUCUGGGCAGACCUAUCAACUCGAUGUUAGCACGAGCCUAUCCGUAAACACUUGGCUGACCGCAAUCAACCCUGACGCUCAGGGAAGGACCGGCGGGACAGUAGAUGUCGAGAUUGCCAGUCGAGCUUGGGAACAUGCCAGAAGACGUGCUGAGGAUGCAUGUAUCAUUCUCGGCUCGCUUCAUCCUUCGACACCGUCUUUACUCACGUCGUUCCUUCAACUGGUGCCCCUCGAGACUCCUUCAAUCACAUUUACGGCCCUCAACGCGCUCCGACCGUUUCUGCAUUGCAUCACGCCUCAAAAUGCAUCUACCGGACGGCAUUCUUCCCUGGCUGUCAGCUAUAAUGUCACUCUUGUAGGGAAGGUGAACUCGGUUUCCCUGGCACUUUCAACUUCCGGUAUUGAUGUGGGCAAAGGACUUACCAACAUUCCGGCAGAGCAAGGCUACCGAGCCUUCGAUGUCUUCUACUACCUUUUGUCCUCUGCCUCAACACCUGCCGAACGCGAGUUCCUCGGCUUGAAGCACGCAUCUAAAUAUACUCUGCUCAGCAAAUCGGGCACUUACGACCCACCAUCAUAUCUUCCCACAGCCGAUGAUGCCGCAGCCGCUGAAGACAUGCGUUCUGCAUUGAAGGCCAUUGGAAUCAGAGGUGCCGCCUUCCGUGGGCUUCUCUCGUCGCUCGCCGGCCUGCUGAAGCUAGGGGAGACAACUGGCUUUUUGCUCGAUUCGGAUGCUUUGGAAGAGAUUUGUGAAGAUGUCGGAGGGCUUAUUGGCUUGGAACCUGAAGUCUUGUCUCAAAGCUGCAACACCAAAGACCGCGAGGUCUUCAUCGCUGGCAUGUAUGAAGCCUUGGUUGACUGGGUUCUCUCCAAGGCCAAUGAGGCAAUUGCUCAGGAACUUCGUGCAGGUGCAGGUACUCCUGACUCGGCUUCCCAGCCUGGUGACGAGGUCAGCUUGACUGUUAUCGAGAUUCCAGGCGAGGCAUUGGGAAAGGCUGUGGCAUUCCGAAACAUUUUCGAUGACACUACGGGUAUCAACUCUGAGAUGAAGGACGAUGGCGUCGAAAUUGUCACCGCGGGUCAUUCGGUUCUCAAGGAAAUGCAAGCCGCCGUGGCUGAAGUGGAGGCCGAUCUGGGCAUCACGGGAGGUCCCGCUGCCCGCGAACGCGACCACGACCGCGAUCAGCGUCAGGGCGUUCUCGAAAAGAUUGGGGCCGAAGCCGAGGCUGGCGGGUUUCUCAGAACUUUGCUCUACCCAGUUGAAGCCGAAGGUAUGAGCUUCGGCGUCAAGGGUCGCUUCGAUCUAGCGACUUCGCUCGCGAGUAGCAGAAUCUGGUACCAGCUUUCUCUGCAUCCGACUGACGAUGCGCCGAGCUCUUUGGCCAACAUCUCCUCCUCAACUGCUGCUUGGUCGGCAGGAGCGGUCUCUCGACAGCUCAGGGCAUGGAGAUUACCCGAGUGGGCCAAUCGUCGCAACAAGCAUAUCGACUUCACUGCAGACUUCGAUGUGGACGAGUUUGUAACACGUUAUUCAAGGCUGGGCUGCCAAGAAGGCACAGAUGGCGUGGAGAACUUCAUCCUUGAGCGUGGCUGGACCAAUGGCGAAGUCGUCAUUGGCAAGGAGCGUGUCUGGAUGAGGGAAGCUGCCUGGUGGGAAGCCGAAUCCAUGCUAGACCUCAAGCCCGAAGAGGCGGGUUACGAAACAGCCAACCCGUUUGCCACAGGAUAUUCUUCCAACCCUCCGAACAAUGCCAGUGGCUUCUUCCCUCCUAUGGAUACCAUGAGCGUCGAGGACAGUCGCGAGAAUCUGCUCAUGCCCAACGAUCGAGCCAGAUCUGUCGCCCCAACGAUGGCACGAACGGUACAUACAGUUGGAGGCGACUAUGGUUUGGGGCCCAAGGGUGACGACCAUAAAGAUCAGACUCUAUACUACGAUCCUGACCUUGGUCGAUAUGUCGGCGAGUUAGAUCCAGAGUUUGGCGACCCACGAGACAUUCAGACCAAGAGGACCACUUUUGGCCGCCAGAUGUGGGUGUCUCUUGUCUGGGCUGUUACGUUUUGGAUCCCUUCCGUGCUCCUGAGGUUCGUCGGUCGGAUGAAGAGGCCUGAUGUGCGUCUAGCAUGGCGUGAAAAGGUCGUGCUCGUGCUACUAAUUUUCCUGAUGAAUGCUACCAUCAUCUUCUACAUCAUUUUCUUCGGCAAGCUGUUGUGUCCGAAUAUGGACAAGGCCUGGAAUGCAAGGGAAGUUGGCUACCACCAAGGCGAAGACGACUUCUACGUCAGCAUACACGGCAAGGUUUACGACAUCACAAAGUUCGCUCGGGAACAACACAGUGACACCGAUAUCAAGACUACCCGGGACGCGAUGAUGCCAUUCGCUGGCCAGAAUCUCGACGUCUACUUCCCGCCUCCACUGAACCUAGCUUGCCCUGGACUCGUGGAUGACGAUACUGUGGUGCUGCAGCACAAUGCGUCAGACGCUGUUGAGAACCCAAAUGCUAUCCACACAUCUGGCAAUCUCCAACCAAAUCCGACAAGUAAACUGCGAAGCCAGAACUGGUACGAUCAAACCUUCUUGCCUGCUAUCGAGGAAUACUACAAGGGAGACCUGGUUGUCUCAAUCGGUAGUAUCAAGAAGGAAGCAAAGGAAGACAAUCGUCAGUGGAUCAGGAUUGACGAAAAGAUCUAUGACUUGACCGACUACUUCUAUACCCUGGGCGUCAUGGAUAACUACAACACGUAUGAGUUCUUUCCUGAGGAUGUCACCGACAUUGUACAGCAAAAUCCCGGUGAAAAUGUUGCGAGUCUCUGGGGCUCCAGUGUGCCUUUCCAGAACAGCCUCAACUGUAUGAACAACGCAUUCUACGUUGGCAGAACGGACUUUCGUGACGAGCCCAAGUGCCAAGUCAACGAUUACAUCCUGCUUGCCUUUAUGGUCAUUCUCUGUACAGUUAUUGGUGCCAAAUUCUUGGCCGCACUGCAGUUUGGUUCAAAGCGCCGUCCCGCUCCUCAGGACAAGUUUGUCAUUUGUCAAGUUCCUGCCUAUACUGAAGGCGAAGACCAUCUCAGGAAGUCACUAGAUUCCCUUACCGCUCUGCAAUACGACAAUAAGAGGAAGCUUAUAUUCGUUGUAUGCGACGGCAUGAUUGUCGGUGGUGGUAACGACAGACCUACACCCAAGAUCGUCCUUGACAUCCUUGGAGUUGACCCCAAGAUCGAUCCCCCCGCUCUACCCUUCAGGUCUAUCGGCAACGGGAACGAGCAGCUCAACUAUGGAAAGGUUUACUCGGGUCUCUACGAGUACGAAGGGAACGUUGUUCCUUACAUUGUGGUUGUCAAGGUUGGCAAAGAGUCUGAGCAAACCAAAUCCAAACCCGGCAACCGUGGGAAGCGUGACUCUCAGAUCCUUCUGCUCCAGUUCCUGAACCGCGUCCAUCACCGCAGCCCAAUGUCACCUCUCGAACUCGAGAUGUUUCAUCAAAUCAAUAACAUUAUUGGUGUUGAUCCGGAACUGUACGAGUACCUUUUGAUGGUUGAUGCCGAUACCAUGGUCAAAGAGGACUCCUUGAACCGCCUGGUUGCUUCUUGUGCCAACAACACAAGGAUCGCUGGCAUCUGUGGUGAGACCAGUCUUGAGAACGAGGACCGAAGUUGGUGGACAAUGAUUCAAGUUUACGAGUACUACAUCUCCCAUCAUUUGGCCAAGGCUUUCGAAUCCCUCUUUGGCAGUGUCACCUGUCUUCCCGGAUGUUUCUGCAUGUACCGACUACGAACCGCCGACAAAGGACGCCCACUUAUCAUCUCCGACAAAGUGGUGGGUGAGUACUCCGAUUGCGAGGUCGACACGCUUCACAAGAAGAAUCUGCUGUCUCUUGGUGAAGAUCGUUACCUCACCACCCUGAUGAUGAAGCACUUCCCCGGCAUGUCGUACAAAUUCGUUCCCGACGCUUAUGCCCAAACAGCAGCACCCGAGAGUUGGUCUGUUCUCCUCUCCCAGCGACGACGAUGGAUCAACUCAACCAUUCACAACUUGGCCGAACUCGUCUGGAUCAAGGAACUCUGCGGCUUCUGCUGCUUCUCGAUGCGUUUCGUUGUCUUCAUUGAUCUAUUCGGAACUAUUGUUCUGCCCGCCACAUGCGUUUACCUGGCUUACCUCAUCUAUCGUGUCGCCACUGGCACUGGUCAAUUUCCUCUGCUGUCUUUGAUCAUGAUUGCCGUGGUAUAUGGUCUCCAGGCCAUCAUCUUCAUCCUCAAGCGCCAGUGGCAGCACGUUGGCUGGAUGAUCAUCUACAUUCUUGCCUACCCUGUCUACUCGUUCAUUCUUCCCAUCUACUCCUUCUGGAAGCAAGACGAUUUUUCCUGGGGCAACACCCGUGUCGUCAUCGGCGAAAAGGGCAACAAAAAAGUCGUCGCCACGACGGAGGAGGGCUUCGACCCACGCUCCAUCCCUCUCCAGCGUUGGGACGACUACGCCAUGGCCAACAAUCUUCCCGGCCGCCGCGGCAACGCCAACAACGGCACAAGCAUCAUGCACGAAAAAGGCGGCUUCCAAGCCAACUACCACGACGACCCGGGCAUGAUGGAAAUGGACGACAUGCGCAGCACCUUUUCGUCCGUGAAGCCGGCCAGCACCAUCCUCGCCGGCUUCCCGCAACCGGGUAUGCACAGCAACCCAUACAUGGCCCCUCCUCAGUCCCCAAUGCCCUUUGGAAUGAACCCCCGCGCCAGCACCAUGACAGGCCUGACACCCUUCCGCGACCAGCCCAACAGCCUGCACGGCCGCAAUAUGAGCAUGCUCAGCCUGGGCAGCCAGCAACAACUCCCCGGCGGCGUUCCCGCGCCACCUUAUCAGGACAAUCCGCGCAGCCCCUAUGCGUCAGGCAUACCCUACAGCGCAUCGCGUCCCAGUCUUCUCGGCCUCAACACCGACGACCGCCGGGCCUCGACUAUGGAUUUCCGUGCUGGGCCCGGCACCAACGGCCCCACGGACGGCGAACUCGUCGACGCCGUGCGCGCUGUCCUCGGCGAGGUUGACCUGGACAGCGUGACGAAGAAGCAGGUGCGUGCGUUGGUGGAGCAACGCCUGCAGCUGGAGGUCCCCGCGGGGGAGAGGAGACAGUUCUUGGAUCGCGCCAUCGAUAGCGAAUUGGCCAAUAUGUAA